GGGGGUUGGUGCCCCCGGGACCGUCCUCGGAGCGGCAGAGGCCUGUCCCUUCGGUGGCCGGCGGCGGCAGCUUCCCGGGGCCGGAGGGGCCCGGGGAUCCCGUCAGCUCCAAGCACAGCAGAGCCGCAGCUGCGAUAACGCCUCUGAGCCGCGAGCGGCCCGGGCUGAAAUCAAUCUUGUAAAUUCGGGGGAGUUUGGGGCUUCAACCCUCACGUGACAGAAUUAAAGUUUCUACUCCACUGACGUGCAAAUACCAGAUACUUUGACGAGCUGUUCCUGCUUGUGGCUUUUGCUUCUCAGGCCCGUGCAGAGAUAAUGUGGGUACAGGCUGGCCUGGCUGCCACCCAGCCCCUUUGGCUGCAUUCACCAGGCAGUCGCUGCGGCGAGUUGCGGAGGAGCUGUAAAUGAUGGCUGUGGCACUAAGAUGUUCCCGUCACCUGCCUGCCCUGCUGUAUUGUUCUUCCUUCGCAGUGAUGCGGGCGCUGCCGCGGGCUCCUGCAGGCUGCCCAGCCCUGCUGCUCGGUGCCUGCGGGCAGUGUGCCCACCAGUUGCUGCUGACCAGACAGCUAGCUACCAAGAAAGCUAAAGGUAAAGGGCAGAGUCAAGCCAGAGUGAAUAUCAGUGCUGCCCUAGUCGAGGAUAUUAUCGAUUUGGAAGAAACCAAAGAAGACAUGCAAGCAGUGGUGGAAGCUCUGAAAGAAGAUUUCAGCAGGAAUCUCAGUGUUAGAACCUCACCAGGGGCCCUUGAUCACAUAAUGGUGAUGACAAAAGAUGGGAAAUUUCCGCUAAACCAGCUGGGGCAGAUCUCGCAGAAGUCACCUCAGCUCAUUAUAGUGAACAUGACCGAUUUUCCAGAGAGCACAGCUGCAGCUACGAAGGCUAUAAGGGAGAGCGGCAUGAACCUGAACCCAGAAGUGGAUGGGACAAUAAUUCGGGUGCCAGUUCCUAAGGUAACGAGAGAGCACAGGGAGAACCUGGCCAAGCUCGCCAAGCAGUCCACCAACAAGUCCAAAGAGGCCCUGAGAAAGGUGCGAAACAAAAACAUCAACCAGAUAAAGAAGUUCAAGAACCAAGUGUCUGAAGAUACCAUCUGGAUGCUAGAAAAGCAGAUCCAGCAAAUGACUGACAGCACUACAGCGGAGAUGGACAAGCUGCUGGCAGCCAAGACCAAGGAGCUGCUUGGAUAAGCGCCGUCCCGAUGGACACACUCCCUCCCCAAGUAAGAGCAGGCAGCCAGGCACGCCGGCAGCACCCCUGCCUGCAGUCACAGCCUCUGGGGGGGCUCUGCCAGACCUCCGGAGCAGCUCUGUGCUUUGGCUGCUCCCAUUCCCCUCCUUGGAUUGUACUGGAGGGAGCGGGGAAACUCCUCACUGUUCUUCAUCCAGGUGGCAACAGAACCGGGUGAACUAAGAUUAAAAAAAUAAAAUGGCAGGAGGGAGGACUGGAGGCUGCUGGAAGGGCUCCCACACGGAAGCUGAGGCGCAGGAGGACCGGCCCGUUUGCGCCCCAGCACCUCGCAGAGGCGAGGACCACGCGCAAGGGGAACCUGCGCUGUCCUGCUCUGAACCUCGACAGUUCUUUUUUCUUAAAAUAAAGUGAGAAUGAGAUGUGGAGGAGCAGCCUCGGAUCAGCCAGUUCCUGCUCGCUGUGUCCCCCUGGGUUUACCUGUCCCAAAAGAAGCAGAGCUGCCGGCAGCCCAGCGGGCCCGAGGGAGCUCAACACCGAUGGGUGCAGGGUGGGCGGGGAGCUGGGCUUUGUGGUUCCCAAGGCUUUGUGGAUGGAGAACAGAAACCAGCGCUGUCAGCGUGGCUGUUUUAGCCAGGACCAAGACCAAAAGCCAACACAGGAACUUUCCAAAACCAGCAUCUGCCCUCUCUGACCAGUUCCAAAACACCCACGCGAGCCACUAGUACCAUAUUUUAGGGGGUGGAGGAGGUAGAAGCAGAACAGGGUCCUGAGGACACCGUGCAGCUCAACUCCUCACCACCAGCAGGUACUUCCCGACAGCAGCAAGCGGCCUCCCCGCAGCCCCGGGGAUGGCGAGAGGAGGGAAGGUGGCGGCCAGCCCCGCAGCCCCGCUCCCAAGGCACUGGGGUUCAAAGAGCACAGAGUGCUCUGCAGUCCUUAAAUAAACAACUCCCAAAAAGUUAGUUUGUAUGCAGUGGGGAGGGGAAGGAGGAUGAAGGAUUUGUUCUGCUAGGGCCCCACAUGUCAACAAUUUCUCUGCUUUGUGUAUUUUGGCCAAAGCACUUACCAUGAUAAAUGAAUAAAGGAAAAUGGCGAGCCCAGGGCAGUUACAUGGCUCGGUAAAUUGCU
Molecule: messenger RNA, 2316 nt
Organism: Athene cunicularia (burrowing owl)
Lineage: Eukaryota; Metazoa; Chordata; Aves; Strigiformes; Strigidae
Gene: MRRF
Product: mitochondrial ribosome recycling factor
Exons: 7
Coding region: 405-1187 (260 amino acids)
Biological process (GO): translation
Cellular component (GO): mitochondrion
Molecular function (GO): ribosomal large subunit binding
Source: RefSeq, a predicted model, not a curated record